CGGUAGCGAGGGUGGCGAGCCCGAGCUGGCCAAUACUAAGCUGCCUCUGUAGCCGCCCGACAGCUAAGGUCGGAUCGACUUUCAGCGCAACGUCGGCGGAUAUUGCAAUACCAAUCUCGAAGAGGACGACUGUCCCCCCCGUUCUAGGUGGCAGAAGAGAGAAGUAUCAGAAUGGUUGUGUCGUGCCGCCACACGCGCAGGAGAGUCGAGCAAGCAUGCCAAGUUUGGCGGGUGAUAAAAGCGACCGUAAGCGUGAGCUGGCUAAUAUCCAGCCGUCCCUUCAGCCACCCGCCGACCAAGACCAGGUCAGCUUUCAGCAUAAUACAGGUCGUCGUCGUCGACGUUACGAUGCCGACGUCGAGGGAGGACUAUUCUUCCAUUGUAGGAAGUGACGCCAAGCAGGGCAAGGAUAAGGAUAUUAUCCGACCGCCACUAGGGAAACGCCGCAGGGCAAACACUUCGGCCCUGGCAACCUGUAGAACGGCGCCCAAGCGGCGAAUAUGUCCAGAUCGACGCAGCAGUUCCAUACCGCAAUCUUCAAGGGGACCCGCUUUGGAAGAGAAGAUAGUCGAGGACGCCUUCACUAGCUUUAAGGAAUGGCCACUCGAAGCGGUUCUCAAGCGCGUUUUGGUGGGUGGGGAAGCGAUUUUUCAGGUGGAAUAUCUGUUGCGUGGGACAGGCAAACUGGUCAUGUCUUGUGCCUAUAUUCCGUAGAAAAGGAGCAAGAGGACAGAAAAACCCUGAUGUGUGGGGAGAGCCAGGCGAGGCGGGGCAGGCUGGAGUAUAUGGACCAAUGGGGCCUACGCAAACACCCCCCU
This is a messenger RNA of Chaetomium strumarium, 818 nucleotides long. RefSeq lists its product as uncharacterized. The transcript is spliced from 2 exons. NCBI's taxonomy places the organism in Eukaryota, Fungi, Ascomycota, Sordariomycetes, Sordariales, Chaetomiaceae. The record is from RefSeq and is a predicted model, not a curated record. Bases 172 to 714 code for a protein of 180 amino acids.